Molecule: messenger RNA, 1120 nt
Organism: Musca domestica (house fly)
Lineage: Eukaryota; Metazoa; Arthropoda; Insecta; Diptera; Muscidae
Exons: 3
Coding region: 190-987 (265 amino acids)
Source: RefSeq, a predicted model, not a curated record
AACAAAUACACGUGUGUUUUUCGUUGUAAGAAAUUAAAUAAAUAUUAGGUUUGUCUAAAUCUUGGAGGUUUUACUCUGCGAUUAAAAAUAUCAAGGAAAAUAUUGAUUACACAGACACACUUAUUACGUCCUAUGCAUUUUAUUUCAAUUUUUUAAUCAGAAUACAUUUUUAAUUUCAAUAAAUCUAAAAUGCAAAGAAUUGAAAAUUUAGAUUGUUUUCAGUGUUGGAGGAAUAAAGAAAAUGUACGCGGUGAAAAGAUCAAAUUGAAUAACCCAAAAUACUGUUGGUUAUAUCCGAAAAACAAAAGUAAGGAUCUGAAUAAUCUUUUACCAAAAUUUGAAAAUUGCAACGCCUCUUUAUAUACAAAAUGUGAUUAUUAUUUGGAAAGGCAUGUCCACGAAAUUAUACUGCGUUUGGAAAAGCUUUUUAAAUCGCAUAAUGAUCUGACGAAUAAGGAAUUGGACAUUCAAAACCAACUAAUGGAUAUAAUAUGGAUUAAUUCACAAAAAUAUUUAAUUUUAAAUGGGAAUGGACUUUGUGUGAAGACCUAUCCAGAGAUUAUAUCAAGUAGAUAUGAACAGGAAAUUUUACAGGAGCUUCUCUACAACAUUGAAAAGAUCCAUAGUUCGAACUGCCGCAUGAGCAAAUCUUUGGAAUAUAUCAAUGAACAAUUGAUCGACCUAAAAAAUUGGUGCAGCAAGUUGGAUUAUAAGGUGGAUAGUCCAUUUAUAUUGGGAACCUAUUAUUUGAAAUCUCUGAGCUACACCCGUAAUUUAAUUGAAGACCUUUACCAAUAUUUCCAUACAAAUCUCAGUAAAUUAAAAUCCUGGGCUGAAUUAAUUACACCCUCAGAUCCGGUAUCUAUUGAAGAUUACAAGGCAUUAAUACAGCCUUGCAAAGAUUAUGAAACUAACGUGGUAGAGUAUUUAGAUUCCUGCAGAUGCAUGCGUUCAAAGAGAUUCAAAUGUCGAGAAAAACAAACAUAAUUUAGACAUGAACAAAUUUAAAUGACUUAAUUCAUAUGCUGAUUAAUAUAUUUUUCUAUAAAUAUUAUACUAGUGUACUUGUCACAUUCAAUCAAAUAUUUCUAAUAGCGAAAUCUACAGAAAUCCUCUGGUA